Molecule: messenger RNA, 1719 nt
Organism: Oncorhynchus gorbuscha (pink salmon)
Lineage: Eukaryota; Metazoa; Chordata; Actinopteri; Salmoniformes; Salmonidae
Gene: ngfrb
Product: nerve growth factor receptor b
Exons: 6
Coding region: 371-1663 (430 amino acids)
Biological process (GO): Rho protein signal transduction
Cellular component (GO): cell surface; plasma membrane
Molecular function (GO): coreceptor activity; nerve growth factor binding; death receptor activity
Source: RefSeq, a predicted model, not a curated record
UACUUCCUAUCAGUUGUACAUCUCUCUGUUCCGCGCUGUGGGCUGUUCUCUCGCAAGUGCGCCCGGACUGCCCCUCAACAUAGGCGAAUGCAUGAGUAAAUCUCUGCAGGUUGCUUGCUGAGGAUAAUUGUUAUACAGUGACUCCAAUACAUGGACUGACUCAGUUAUUUUGGAGACUUCGGAAACAUAAGAGAAUUGGAGCCGGACGAGACGUAUGAGGAUAAAAUAGAGACGUAUAUUUUUAUGCAUGGGCAUUAUGUGUACUUUACCCGCGAAAUAAAUGAUGUUCUUAUUUUUUAGUGCUUUUCUCGUCAGUCCGUUGACCUAUUGGAAAAACACAUACAUUUCGAAGAAGUGACGGGGAUUCAGAAUGCGUACUCUGUUCUUAACAGUUCUACUCGGAGCGGUCGGAGCUCUAGCCAAUAAGGAGGCCUGUAGCUCAGGUAAAUUCACCACCACUGGGGAGUGCUGCAAGCAGUGCCAGCCCGGGGAGGGAGUCAUCAAGCCAUGUGGAGCAACACAGACUGUCUGUGCCCCAUGCCUCGACAGUGAGACGUUUGCGGAGAACUUAAGCCACACCGAGACGUGCCAGCCGUGCACCCGCUGCGUGGGCCUCCUCCGCAUGCAGACGCCCUGCACCGACUCCAACGAUGCCAUCUGUGUUUGCGACUACGGCUACUACCUCAACGAGCUCUCCAGCCAGUGUCAGAGCUGCACCAAGUGCCCUGAGGGCCAGGGCAUGCUGUACAGCUGUGAACACGACCGCGACACCGUGUGCGAGGAGUGCACCAGAGAUACGUACUCUGACCAAGAGAGUUCGCGGGAGCCCUGCCUGCCCUGCACCAUCUGCGACGAGGACGACGAGCUGGAGAUCCAGGCCUGCAACUCCAUCAGUGACACCGUUUGCCAAGAUCUGAACCCGCCGCUCUUCUCCUCCACCUCACCCCCUCCCUCUGGGGGCUCGUCCCUGCCCUCGUUCACUGACGAUGACGCCCUCUUCCCCUACGGCCCCACGGAGACCGCCACCACCACCACCACUACCAGUACAAUCAAGUUCAUAGGUGACGAGCUGAACAAGAACCUCAUCCCCAUUUACUGCUCCAUCUUGGCAGCCGUUGUGGUGGGCCUCGUAGCCUUCAUCGUCUUUAAGAGGUGGAACAGCUGUAAGCAGAACAAGCAGGGCGCCAACAACUGCACAGCAAAUCAGAACCAGACUCCUUCGCCGGAGGGGGAGAAGCUGCACAGCGACAGUGGCAUAUCGGUGGAUAGCCAAAGCCUACAGGAGCAGCAAGGCCAGGGGCAGACUCAGGCACAGACAGUGGUCACUGUGGAUGAGGAGCCUUGUCUGCUCCUUCCCCUCCACACGCGAGAGGAGGUUGAGAAACUCCUCUACAGGGGCGGAGAAGGGGAGGGCUACGACCACACAGAGGACAGAGAUUGGUGCAGCCUGGCAGGGCUGCUGGGAUACCAGGAAGAGCGCAUCGCCACAUUCCGGCAGCAGGAACAUCCAGUCCGUGCACUGCUCUCUGAUUGGGCGAGCCAGGAUUGCGCCAGCCUGGACACGCUCUGCACGGCGCUGUGCAAGAUCAACCGCGAAGACAUCGCACAGAGCCUCGUGCUCAGCCCCAACACCGUCAAACCCACUGCCACAUCUGCAGUGUGACCAUUUAACCAUUACCGCCAAUGCUACGAAAAUCUCACUGCAACAUCACACCCAAC